GCGGGGACGCGGGGCGCGCUGUCGGGCGGGGGCGAGGUUCGGGCCGGUUGUUCCGUUGCGAGACUGCCACGAGUCGUCGCUUCGGCGGGUCCAGGUGUUGAACGGCAACCCUCUCUUCCAAGAUGUCAAAAACAAACAAAUCGAAGUCUGGGUCUCGCUCUUCUCGCUCAAGAUCUGCAUCCAGAUCUCGGUCUCGAUCAUUUUCCAAGUCUCGGUCCAGAAGCCGAUCUGUCUCCCGUUCAAGGAAACGCAGGCUGAGUUCUAGGUCUCGUUCCAGAUCGUAUUCUCCAGCUCAUAACAGAGAAAGGAAUCACCCCCGAGUGUAUCAGAAUCGAGAUUUCAGAGGCCACAACAGAGGCUAUCGGAGGCCCUAUUAUUUCCGUGGGCGAAACCGAGGCUUUUAUCCUUGGGGCCAGUAUAACCGAGGUGGCUAUGGAAACUACCGGUCCAAUUGGCAGAACUACCGGCAAGCAUACAGUCCUCGUCGAGGCCGGUCCCGGUCCCGGUCCCCAAAGAGAAGGUCCCCUUCACCACGGUCCAGGAGCCAUUCUAGGAACUCUGAUAAAUCAUCCUCUGACAGGUCAAGGCGCUCCUCAUCCUCCCGGUCAUCCUCCAACCACAGCAGGGUUGAAUCAUCAAAGCGCAAGUCUACAAAAGAGAAGAAGUCCUCUUCUAAGGAUAGCAGGCCAUCUCAGGCAGCCGGUGAUAACCAGGGAGAUGAGGCCAAGGAGCAGACAUUUUCUGGAGGUGCAUCUCAAGAUAUAAAAGGGUCUGAGAGCUCAAAGCCAUGGCCAGAUGCCACUACCUAUAGCACUGGUUCUGCGUCACGGGCCUCAGCUUCUGAUCUGAGCCCCCGGGAGAGAAGCCCAGCUCUCAAAAGCCCCCUCCAGUCUGUGGUGGUUAGGCGAAGGUCACCGCGCCCUAGCCCUGUGCCAAAACCUAGUCCUCCACUUUCUAAUACAUCCCAGAUGGGUUCAUCUAUGUCAGGUGGUGCUGGAUAUCAGUCUGGUCAGUUCGACCAUGGCUCUGGAUCUUUGAGUCCAUCUAAAAAGAGCCCUGUGGGUAAGAGUCCUCCGGCCACUGGCUCUGCAUAUGGUUCAUCUCAGAAAGACGAGAGUGCUGCUUCGGGAGGAGCGGCAUACACAAAAAGGUACCUGGAAGACCAGAAAACAGAGAAUGGGAAAGAUAAGGAACAGAAACAAACAAAUACUGAUAAAGAGAAGCUGAAAGAGAAAGGGAGCUUCUCUGAUGCUGAUGUAAAAAUGAAAUCUGAUCCAUUUGCUUCCAAGACUGACACUGAGAAGCCCUUUCGAGGCAGCCAGUCACCCAAAAGGUAUAAGCUUCGUGAUGACUUUGAGAAAAAGAUGGCUGACUUCCACAAGGAGGAGAUGGAUGAACAAGAUAAGGACAAAAGUAAGGGGAGGAAGGAACCUGAGUUUGAUGAUGAGCCCAAAUUUAUGUCUAAAGUUAUAGCCGGUGCAAGCAAAAACCAGGAGGAAGAGAAGUCAGGCAAGUGGGAGAGCCUGGUGCAUACAAGGAAGGAAAAGCUAAGGAAGGCAGAGGAGCUGGAGGAGGAGCCUUUCACAGAGAGAUCCAGAAAGGAGGAGCGUGGAGGGGCCAAGAGGAGCGAAAGUGGACACAGGGGCUUUGUGCCAGAAAAGAAUUUCCGAGUGACUGCAUACAAGGCGGUCCAGGAGAAAAAUUCGUCACCUCCCCCACGGAAGACCUCUGAGAGCCGAGACAAGCUGGGAAACAAAGGAGACUUUUCCUCAGGGAAGUCUUCCUUUUCCAUUACUCGGGAGGCCCAGGUCAAUGUCCGGAUGGACUCCUUUGAUGAGGACCUUGCACGACCCAGUGGCUUAUUGGCUCAGGAAAGAAAGCUUUGUCGGGAUCUAGUCCAUAGCAAUAAAAAGGAACAGGAAUUUCGUUCCAUCUUCCAGCACAUACAGUCAGCUCAGUCUCAGCGUAGCCCCUCAGAAUUGUUUGCUCAGCACAUAGUGACGAUUGUUCAUCAUGUUAAAGAACAUCACUUUGGAUCCUCUGGAAUGACAUUACAUGAACGCUUUACUAAAUACCUAAAGAGAGGAAGUGAACAAGAAGCAGCUAAAAAUAAGAAAAGCCCAGAGAUACACAGGAGGAUAGACAUUUCCCCCAGUACAUUCAGAAAACAUGGUUUGACUCACGAGGAAAUGAAAAGUCCCCGGGAACCUGGCUAUAAGCAGGCUGAAGGCAAAUACAAAGAUGAUCCUGUUGAUCUUCGCCUUGAUAUUGAGCGUCGUAAAAAACAUAAGGAGAGAGAUCUUAAGCGAGGUAAAUCAAGAGAGUCGGUGGAUUCCCGAGACUCUAGCCACUCAAGAGAAAGAUCAGCUGAGAAAACAGAGAAAACUCACAAAGGAUCAAAGAAGCAGAAGAAGCACCGCAGAGCAAGAGACCGGUCUAGGUCCUCCUCUUCCUCUUCCCAGUCGUCUCACUCCUACAAAGCAGAGGAGUACCCCGAGGAAGCAGAGGAGAGGGAGGAGAGCACCACAGGCUUUGACAAAUCCAGACUGGGGACCAAAGACUUCGUGGGUCCAAAUGAAAGAGGCGGCAGAGCACGGGGAACCUUUCAAUUUCGAGCAAGAGGGAGAGGUUGGGGCAGAGGAAACUAUUCCGGUAACAAUAACAACAACAGCAACAAUGAUUUUCAAAAGAGAAACCGGGAAGAGGAAUGGGAUCCAGAGUACACACCCAAAAGCAAGAAGUAUUACUUGCAUGAUGACCGGGAAGGUGAAGGCAGUGACAAGUGGAUGAGCCGUGGCCGUGGCCGAGGAGCCUUCCCCCGGGGUCGGGGCCGGUUCAUGUUCCGGAAAUCCAGUACCAGCCCCAAGUGGGCCCACGAUAAGUUCAGUGGCGAGGAAGGAGAGAUUGACGACGAUGAGAGUGGGACAGAGAACCGGGAAGACAAGGACGGUCUGCAGCCCACAGCUGAGUAGGGCCGCUCUUGAUGGAGCCCUGGCCCAGGGAGAGAGGCACUGGGAGAGGCUGGUGGAGCUAAACAGGGAGCCUCAAGAAGAUCCUGCAAAUCCCACCCAACAACCCACCAGCCACACAGAACCUACAACAGCAAAGUACACAUCCCUGGUGCUGUCCCACUGGACAGAGGACACUGGCCCCAGAGCCUAGGAUCAGGCCCACGUUUUGAGCAGCCCACAACACACUGGGCUCCCGCUGUUUCUUGUUUGUUGUUGGUGUGUGGGGUGGGGGCAGGGUAGGGAGAAUGAUGCUGAUGCUUGGGUUUUUUGUUUGGUUUUGUUUUCCUUUCCCGAUUAGAAACCCAAGUUUCCUUAAUUUCGUUUGGAACUAAAAGGAUGAACUUGGUUUUCAGUCAUUUCCUGUCCUGACUUUUAAAAGGCCCUUAUAUUUCUCUUUUCUUUUUUUUUUUCUUUUUACAGGAUAUGUAGUAUAUUAGCAGAAAGAUUUAAUUUGGGCAACUUUGAUUCUUAAAGCAUGUGAAUAAACAUUGAUGUGUUCGCCU
Messenger RNA from Microtus ochrogaster (prairie vole), 3514 nucleotides. RefSeq names its product thyroid hormone receptor associated protein 3 (gene Thrap3). NCBI's taxonomy places the organism in Eukaryota, Metazoa, Chordata, Mammalia, Rodentia, Cricetidae. Gene Ontology annotation, molecular function: transcription coregulator activity; DNA binding. The record is from RefSeq and is a predicted model, not a curated record. Gene Ontology annotation, cellular component: mediator complex. Gene Ontology annotation, biological process: positive regulation of transcription by RNA polymerase II.